Messenger RNA from Actinia tenebrosa (Australian red waratah sea anemone), 1861 nucleotides. Its product is annotated as apoptotic protease-activating factor 1. Gene Ontology annotation, biological process: intracellular signal transduction; protein polyubiquitination. Gene Ontology annotation, molecular function: protein binding. The record is from RefSeq and is a predicted model, not a curated record. NCBI's taxonomy places the organism in Eukaryota, Metazoa, Cnidaria, Anthozoa, Actiniaria, Actiniidae.
UAAAGCCUGGCGCCUCUAGAAAAAACACGUUCAAAACAAAAAGAAAUUUUCUCCCGAUUACCAAUUUCUCAUUUAUUCAUCGYCGUAAAUUUAGAUGUAAUUUAAAGUCUACGGCUAUUUCAAAGUAUCUGUGGCAAGGCAGUGGAUUCUUAGUACAUGGGUUGUAAAUCGUCCAGUCUGAGAGAAGACAGUGAUGAAUGUUCACACUGGAGCCGUUCUUCUUUUCCUCGUCUUUCUCUUCGUACUCACCGUCCAUUGACCGUUUUAAACCGUCAUAAUCAAGUCUACGACGUCGUAAUUCAGCUCAAACACGAAGAUAAAGAUAUCUAUGCCUGUUGUUUUCCCAGUGACGACGAUGGGGUUUUACUCUCAGCGUCAAAGGUCGAACAAACGACUUUUUUAAGACACACUCGAGAUUUCUCRUCCAUAAGAUUAUGGGAUUUGAACAGGCGACAGAUAAACACGGGCUUUUUAGCUGAUUUUCCCCGUUCUUGUCGCUCGUGUGAUUUCUCCCCAGACGGUCAGUUAGUAGUAUGUGUAUUCAGCGAGGAUUCUUUGGCUUUAGUUCGUAUGAGGUCGUGGAAAACAACCAGUGCAGAAGUUAUUCAGAUGAGGAAAAUAUGGCGCACUAGAGGGACACUUCUCUGCUGUACUUUUUCUCCUGAAGGCAGAUCAAUAGUCGUUGUUUCGCGACUAACAGGAGAGACGAAUCAUGUCUGUAUGAUCGAUGUGAAUUCUAAAAAAAUAACAAAAAAGAUGAGUCCAACUUUAUCGUCCAAAAUACGCGGUUUUGUAAAGUCAUGUAUGUUCUCUCCAGAUGGAUUAUUUCUAUCUGUUUCUACGUCCAGUGGACAGCUGAUUUUAUUUGACAUACAAGAUUUACAUAUUCAAGGGAGUCUUGAUUUGGACACAGAAGCUAGUACCUCUUGUCUUUGCGAUCCUUUUCACCAAUCCUCUAGGCGUUCAAUAACCUUAUCAAUGCAAUGUUGGUAUCUAUUUGACCCUCGAUAUGGCCAUAAGUACAUUGCUUCAUGUAUUGAGGAUGGUACUAUACAAACAUGGUCUCUCAAUUCUAAUGAUCAAGGGCUUACAAGAAUUCAAAGCAUUAAUAUGUUACAGACCCCAUGGCAGAAGAUUUGCUCUGCCGCAUUCUCCCCUGAUGGCAACAUUCUAGCAGUUGGUACAUCAGAUUCUAAGAUUUUAGCACUCAACUCUGAAAGCCUUGAUCUCCUAUUCACACUUAACGCUCAUUUACAGCCUGAUGGCCUUCGCACAUGGUAUCAAAAUACUGAAGUAUCAUGUUUAGCAUUCACACGGACAUGUCAGCAACUUGCUGCUGGCUACAAUGAUGGCCGUAUCAGAAUUUGGCAGCUUCCGCCUCUCAUAAGUCUUCAACACAUGUGUAGACUUGUCAUCAUAAAAUUCAUUCCUGCAAACAAAAUACCAAAACUUCCACUUCCAGCACACUUGUUGAGAUAUCUUCUAUAUUCUCCACUAAAACACCUCUGAAACUUAAGUUGGAUGUGAAUUCUUUAGAAGCUGAUUACAACUUUAUCUAGAAUAUCAGAUCAAUGAUGGUCACGUUGUUGUGUAUAAAUUAAUCAACGUACAAAAUGCUUCCUGAUAUUUAACUAUUUUACCAGGCUUUCCAUUGGAGUGCUYGACGAGAGUCCAUUUAGCCUACUUGGCCAUAUAUAUUAAUAUUUAGCUUCACAGGAAUGCCAAUUAAUUAAAAGAUAGAGAAAAGUUAUCAAUAUAAAUCAAUUAUUUAACUGCAUUCAUUGUAAUAUUUACUGAUAUUAGGUGAAUGUGAAUUUGACUGCAUCAAAUGUACAUUCAAGAAUAUAAUUUUAUUGGUUCA